CUUAGGCGAAGAUGCGGCGAAAGUGCCGGAACGAGUCAGGGAACCUCGGAACGAUCCCAAUCUCUUGGAAAGCCACGCGGCCAGGACGAUCGGCCGUUCAACCAGAGCGGCGAGGUCCCCGCGACGGCCAUUUUGUCGAGUGACGCAUCUCGUUGGCCGGGCAUCGGCGUAUCGACGGCCAUAUCGUGCGCACCGGUGGAGGGAAUCCGUUCUCGGGGAGGUCCGACCAUCAGCGGGGACGGCGCCUGGCGCCGGGUGGGCCACGGACGCAGCCAGACAAUCGGCGCGGUUCUCGAUUCCGCGCAAAAGGACGUCGGAAUCCGCUUCGCGGUGCUCCACGGCGCAGGCCAAAGCGCGGGCCGAGGAAGCUCGCCUCCGCUCGCCGCUCCGCGACACGCCGGGGCAAUGCACCAUGGGAAGUGUCCGCGGCACGCGCAUGCGCCGUUCAGUUUACAGUUGGAGCUUGGAAGAAAAUGGCGUCAGCUAAGUUUUUGGAGGAAGCUCUGAGCACGGACGUCGACGAGUCCGCGGUGAGCGCGAUUGUGGGUUCGCUGGAGACGCAGCUGGUGACGUCAACGCCACCGGGCGCGGUCCACCAAGGCAGCGUACUGCCGGCAGGGCCGGCUCACCACCAGAAUCACCAGGUCAACAGCGCCGCGAUCAGCAACGGGGGCACCAUCGCCGUCGCCGUCGGCGCGGCUCAGCCGACGCAGAAGCAUGGGGUGGCCAACGGCCACCAGCCUUCCGCCCUUGGUAGCCCCGUGACCCACCACCAGGAACAGCCCAAGCCCGCAGCCCCCGCCUCCGCAGCCGCAACCGCCCCCUCGAGUGCGCCCCCGGCUCAGCCGGCCCAGCCCGCGCAACCAGCGCAGCCCGCGCAGCAGGCCCAACAGGCCCAACAAGUUCAGCAAUCGCAGCAGCAGCACCAUCACCAACCUGGACAAACCAGGACCUUCCAGAUUGCUACGAAUCAAGUUCCAGCCAGUCCUGUACCGACGUUGGCCAAAUCGCACGAGCCAGUCAAAAUAAUAUAUCCAACGGCAGGCCAAGUUAUCGCGACGACUGGAGUAGUCAAUGCCAAUAAUAAACUCACUUUCCCAGCACAAGCUGUUGGUCAGCUAGCUAAUGGUACCCUAGGCGUCGCAGUUUGUACAGCUCCUACUGUUCUGCAGACCGUGGCGAAUGUUGCCCCAAAUGUUGCAUCUGUGGCACAGACAGUGGGACAGACGGUGAGCAACGCAGGAAAACAGACCGGAGCUGCUCUGGUUAUUAAAACCAGUGCUGCUCCUGGGGGAAUGGUCUCCGUACCCAUGUCCGUUCCGGUCUCGGUGACCGCCAAUGUGGCCAGUGUGGCGCAGCAGAAACCUGGAGUCGCGUCUACCAUCGUGCCCAGCAAUGUACAGAUUCUUAACGUUAAUACUAUGAGACCGGGUACUCCGGUUUCUGGACAGCAGGCCGGGAAACAAGUUGCAUCCAGGGUUGUCAUUCAUGGUCAACAUAUGGUUGGGGCCAGACCUGGUGCUCCCGGGAUCACACUACAGGCUCUGCACGGUCUUCAGCCUGGAACUCAGGGUCACCUGCUUCUGAAAACAGAAAAUGGGCAGUAUCAAUUAUUGAGAGUGGGUCCAGCUCCGACUGCGGGCACUCCAGCUGGCACCACGGUCACACAGAAUAGUAUCGCUGGCAAUGCCGUGGUCGCCCCAUCUGCAGGCACCACAUAUCGUCUAGCCCCUGUGCCAGCUGUAAGUAGGCUGAACACACAGUUCACUGGCCCACCACUCGCCACUCUAAGAAAACCCGUUCAGACCGUGGCUGCUGCGAGUGUAACUACAGCAACUACGACACCUGGAACGGUAACUACCGCUGUCACAACCGCCCCUUCUACUCCUGCUGCAACUACCGUUCAAACGGUUCAAACCCCAGCGCAGCGUCAAACCAUAGAUAAUACCAAAGAAAAGUGCCGUAAAUUCUUAGCAAAUUUAUUAGAGUUGUCUAGUCGAGAACCUAAAUCAGUGGAACGAAAUGUUCGGACGUUGAUUCAAGAAUUAAUUGACACGAAAGUUGAGCCGGAAGAGUUUUGUGAUAGACUCGAGAAAUUACUGAACGCAUCGCCGCAACCAUGCUUGAUCGGAUUCCUGAAAAAGAGUUUGCCGCUCCUAAGGCAAUCCCUUGUUACGAAGGAGUUGGUCAUCGAGGGGAUAAGACCACCGCCUGCGAAUGUCGUCUUCUCCAUAGCUUCGGCUACCCCAGUUGUUACGCAGAAUCAGUUAAGGCCAAGUGUCGCUGUAGCGGCGACGGGUCCCGCGGUUGGAACCACUGCAACGACCCCGGUACGAGUCAUGGCACCCUUGGCGGCACCCGCGGCUACGACGACGGCCGUUCCGCGGCCACCGCAGCCUCUUCAGCAGAGACUGAUCCGGCCUGUGACGACGACGGUAGUUCGCAGCCCGACGGCAUUCACUGUCAAGACAACGGUGGCAGUAAGUGGAGUUCGACCCACCACUCCCAGUGUUCAAAAACCACCUGCGACGACGGUCGCGAAGACCGUCACGACCGCCGCCCAAGGAAAGACAGUUAACACAACCACUACACUUAACAAAGCCGUAGUGCCUUCUCUCGUACCAAAACCAACUGCUAAGGAAAAAGAGAAAAAGACUUUUUCUUCCGCGGGUUACACGGGCGACGACGACAUAAACGAUGUGGCAGCUAUGGGAGGCGUCAAUCUCGCGGAAGAAUCUCAGAGAAUCCUAGGAUCCACCGAAUUCGUCGGGACGCAGAUACGGUCGUGCAAGGACGAGGUCUUUUUGCACAUAACGCCCCUGCAACACAGGAUCAAACAAAUAGUGUCCAGUUAUGGACUAGAGGAACCAAAUCAGGAGGUUGCCGCGUUAAUUUCCCACGCGACGCAGGAGAGGUUAAAAAAUUUAGUAGAGAAGCUGGCUGUCAUAGCGGAGCACAGAAUAGACCUAAUCAAGAUGGACCCAAGGUACGAGGUAACGCAAGACGUGAGAGCACAGCUCAAGUUCCUGGAGGAGCUCGACAGAGUGGAACGCAGGAAACACGAGGAACAAGAGCGAGAACUACUGUUGAAGGCGGCGAAGAGUCGUGCGAAAACGGAAGACCCGGAGCAAGCGAAGUUAAAAGCAAAGGCUAAAGAGAUGCAACGCGCCGAGAUGGAGGAGCUGAGGCAACGGGAAGCGAAUCUGACGGCGUUGCAGGCGAUCGGCCCUCGGAAAAAACCUAAAUUAGACGUUGGCGGAACUGCCAGCAACGCCGGGAGCGGGCCCGGGGCGAACGCCACGGCGUCCGGCAUGAACCGACAAAUGCCGCUGAGACCGCGCCUCAAGAGGGUGAACUUUCGGGACCUGCUGUUCCUCCUCGAGCAGGAGAAAGAGACGUGUAGGAGCACCACGCUCUACAAGUCGUACUUGAAGUGAUGUUCUGUGAGGGGCAGGAACGCAAGUGACCCGCCCAAUAAUCGGCGCCCUACUUGCAUGGUCUCGUGUGAGCUGGCCUCAAUGGACCUCGACGAGAAGCGCCGCGAAAGCUCGCGCGAAUCGCGUACAAUGGAACUCGCAACCGACCGGCCUGAUAUCUGGUAUCACCGUGCCCAGAUUCUCCGGAUCGACGCGAUCGGUUCCUUGCCCCGGGCCGCGUGUCGACCGGGUGCACGCGGAGGGACUCGAAGUAGCGGGUCUGGGUCUGCUGUCACCUCGUAUACAUUCGAAGUAACGUUACUUGUACCAUGUCGAUAAUAAGCUUCCCUACUGUAAAUGACUGAACAUUUUUUAAAUGUAAUAUAAAUAGAUCGUUCUUUAUUUUUCAAGCGCGAGAUGACGUAUCGAGUAGGGAGGAUGAGACGGUUGAAAGGGAGAGGGUGUAAUUAAGCGUAGAGGAGGUAGGACGGAACUCUCCGACGUAGCUCUGUGAUUAUUUUAGAAGAGCUCCUUGUUCGCGUCACCGGAGGGGGCCUCGAUCGUUGUUUGUAAAAUAGGAGGGAGAUCAUUGGUUCCGAUUGGUCCCGCUGCGUCUUCAGUUGGACGGGCAACGCCACUGGUGUCGGAACGGGGAAACUUCGAGAGAGAAAGAGCGUGUCCUCGGCUCGGCCGUAUUUCCAUUAGACGGUGGUCCUAUGUUUGGUCUCGACGGUGGUCACACUCGACGGAGGGAACGAUUCGUGUGGCCGUAUAUAGCGAUAUAUAUAUGGCGUGUGUAACGCGUGGACGAGUGGAUGAUGUACAUUGUCACAUUAUGUAUGUAUAUAUGCCUGCUGCAUCGUAAUAACUUGACCUAUACUUUUGGACACUGUAGCACCAGCGCUGUCGGUGAGAGCGUAAAGAUUACGUUAAAAUAGUAGAUUCAUAUUUUUGCAAGCGACGACGAUACUAAGAGAGCGUACCCGAGUGAGCACACAUUGUCCAAACAGUAUGGAAUAAUUUGUACAAUACAUUACACGUAUAAAAUGGAAGGAAUACUAAGUAGGUGAUAAUUUUCAAUGUUGGUACAACAGAAUAUAGCCACUCGACUAUUUCUCCACCAUAUGAUGGAAUUGUUAUCAGUAUAUUAUGUUGUAAUCUACAUUUUCAGUGUUUAUAUGAAGGAAGGAUUAAAAAUUAGCUGUGACGUUUUUUAUUAAAGAAAUAUUUACAGAAAAGAAAGAAAUACAAUACCACCAAGCAAGGAUUACCAAUAUUUUUUCGAUCGAUAUUAAUUUAUUAUUUAUCGUCCUCGUCGGGAGAGCUUAGGGCGCGUUCUGCUACGGUUGCGUGGGAUACUGUGCUUCGUGCGAAUAGCGGAUCGAAAGAUUAAAGCGUGUACCUGAUUUAUAUAUAUGUAAAAAAAAGAGAUGCUGCACAUAUACAUACGUGGGUGCCUAUUGUCAUGCA
This is a messenger RNA of Orussus abietinus, 4886 nucleotides long. RefSeq names its product transcription initiation factor TFIID subunit 4 (gene Taf4). Gene Ontology annotation, molecular function: RNA polymerase II general transcription initiation factor activity; protein heterodimerization activity; DNA binding. The transcript has 11 exons. Gene Ontology annotation, biological process: transcription initiation at RNA polymerase II promoter; DNA-templated transcription. The record is from RefSeq and is a predicted model, not a curated record. Gene Ontology annotation, cellular component: transcription factor TFIID complex. Lineage: Eukaryota; Metazoa; Arthropoda; Insecta; Hymenoptera; Orussidae. Bases 474 to 3437 code for a protein of 987 amino acids.